Molecule: messenger RNA, 530 nt
Organism: Argiope bruennichi
Lineage: Eukaryota; Metazoa; Arthropoda; Arachnida; Araneae; Araneidae
Exons: 4
Coding region: 54-443 (129 amino acids)
Source: RefSeq, a predicted model, not a curated record
UUUCGGGAAAAACUUAGAUAUUCAUAUAAGAAUGCCUUUUGUUGAAUAUUUCGAUGCAGAUGCACUGCAUACUAUAUUCAGUUUGCUUUCUAAACAACUUUUCAUUUAUUUCUGGAUAUUUAUUCUGCAUUUGUUUCAGAGAUUUGCAGUCAGGUUUCAUUCAAAGACAGAAGAAUUUCUCUUUGAAAAUGGCCAUUCAUCAAAAGAAAAUCAUAAUCAUUCCAAUACGAAAAUUAUUCGUGGACGAUGCGAAUGGGUACUCAUUUUAUCAAAUUUUGGGUGAACUACCGAAAUUCCAAGGCAGUAGCAAAGGCAAAGGAAAGUUUGUCUUAACAUUACAAAAGGAAGUUUCAAGUGAACGACAAAAGGUAAAACAUGGAAAUUUCGACUACAAUGGAUCAGUUUUGAAGAUUCGGCCGAUUCAGAAAUCAGAUGUUGAAUGAUUCCAAAUGAACCAGGAAUGAAUAAGGUUGUUUAGGGUCCAUUGUCCUCCUAAAUAGGUUACAUAAUAUAUGUAUACUAUUAUAUCC